AUGAACAUCAACACUCUCCUGUCAAACGAACCGGUCGUUCGAACAUCCCGAACCUACAACAGCUUUGCACCGGAAGCCACUACUCCUUACCACAACAGUGCAGCCGUCAUGACGCCUCCGAAGUCGUUGUCACCAGCCUCUAGUUGCAAGAGUGUCCACUUUAGAAUUUGCGGCGGGGUAUCGGAGCCCAAAACACUACACAUCUUCCCGCAUGACACAACGGAAUCGAUCACAACGACGGUCAAGAACAUGUUUGCACUCUCCUCCCACAAAGACUCUGCCCUCAGUUUUCAAGACCCCGAAGGAAGGUAUAUGAUUCUACAGCACGAGAAUUUUGAGGAUGGCAUGACUGUCUUUGUCCGUGUCGAAGAAGCCCCCCACCGUUAUUCAUAUGAAAUCCAUCCGUCGCUAUUAAACAAUUUAGAGCCUUCUGCAAGGAGUGUCUCCCCCAGCGCUGCCCGAGGAAGACGUAGCGCCAGCACUGGCGGUCGCUCAAAGGCCCUCAAACGUCCGGCUUCUAGUCACAAUUGGGAGUAUAAACAGGAGCGCUUUGACUCUUAUGCGCCAGCUCAUUUACCAGGUGUAUCCAUAGCGCCGUUGGGAUUCAUGACCUACGAGGAGGAACAGAGGAACAGACUUGAACCUCUUGCAAGUGCAGAAAUCAGUCUUGAUAAUAUCCUUGAAGGCUCAAGAAGGAAAAGGCCAAAGUUCUCGUCAGACGAGCUUCCGCUAUACCCCCCUACAGCUUUGCCCAGGAAUGAUGGUUCAAGUGCUUCGUCUGCUAGUCCCACACGUCCAGCUGGAGAAAUCACAACUCCAUACACGCAUCGAAAUUAUGGUUAUCCCCAUCCCACUCCCCCAUCUACCUACGGUAGCUACCCUAGCAACAGUGCUCAAGUGCAGAACCCCUGGCCACAGUCGCGAACGGGCGGAAACGGCACUUUCCCCACACCUGCGCCUACAAUUGCAUCGUGUAUCUCAGAUGAAGAAGUUGCUGUACAACUUAUGCGACUUGGUGGUAAUAGGAUCGAGAAUUGCUCCGUAACAACUUCAACACGAGAGGAUAACUACGAAGAAGAGGAGGAAGAGGGAUUCUCCUCGGGCGGAGGCGAGUACGGUGACGAUGGACGAAGCGACACCACUGAGCUACCCGACCCACUAAACAGUGGGCUGCCGAACAGCCCGAUCUCAUAUUCAAGGGAUAAGAUGAAGUUCAAAAGUUUAGACGAGAUCCUACCGAGCUUCGACACCACCGAACCGAGCGAUAACGAAGACUUGCCAUCUCCACCAAUACCAUCUCCACACACACACACACAGCAGCUAUACUCAUACAGGGAUGACCCACCAAGGGUUGAAUCACAUCGACCCUAUGCAAUUGAGGAGGAGGAAGAAGAUGAUGAUGCUGAUUAUGAUGAAGAUUUGGAUGAUGUUCCAUUGAUGAAGACAGUUCGUGGAAGAAAGCUAUCAGCCGCACCCUCAGCCCCUUCGGCGCCGCCAAGCAAUGCGGGAAUCAGUCAAAAGACCAAGCCUGCUCUACCCAAGGGCUUCGUUAGAGCGACUAAGCGCAAGAAUCAACCCACAUUGCAGACGAAUGGGCUCAAGAAGCCUAGACCCUUGCCAGAGGCACAGUGGCCUAUCUCUCCUGCGUCUCCACCAUCUAGCCUUACACUCACCCUCACUACGCCCACCUCGCUAUACGGUCAGCAGACAGCGACCCCAGUGGAUGAUCGGUCAAACCAGCACCACCUCGGACCCGACGAGCCGUCAAUGAAGCCUCGAUGCCAACGCUGUCGGAAAUCGAAGAAGGGCUGUGACAGAGCACGACCGUGCCAAAGAUGCAAAGAUGCAGGAAUUGGAGCUGAUGGGUGCAUCUCUGAGGAUGAAGCAGGGACGAGGCGGGGGCGACAGGCAGCCGCCGCUGCGAGGAAAGCCGCUGCUGGAGGUGGAGUAGGGGUUUUGGGAAAACUGAAGAGCAAGACCAAGAAGAAGAAGAUCUUGGUGGAGUGA
Molecule: messenger RNA, 2007 nt
Organism: Morchella importuna
Lineage: Eukaryota; Fungi; Ascomycota; Pezizomycetes; Pezizales; Morchellaceae
Exons: 4
Coding region: 1-2007 (668 amino acids)
Biological process (GO): regulation of DNA-templated transcription
Molecular function (GO): DNA-binding transcription factor activity, RNA polymerase II-specific; zinc ion binding
Source: RefSeq, a predicted model, not a curated record